UGCGCGAGCGAAUCACGUGUUCCUAUACGCCAGCUGCACCUUCGCGAGUUACCGGCAAGUGGAGUGUGUGUUGAUGUUGUAAACCGGUAAUGGGGCGUCCCGCGGAGGGCUUCCCAUCGCAACAGGAUUGUAUAAAAGCAAUGAAGAUGACACGCCGUUGAACACGCCAGAAAGAUGCGGGGCUUGAGUUUGCUCCUGUUCAUAACGGUGGCUCGUGAUGCUGUGACUGACCUUUACGUGACAGCUGCAUCGCUGCAGCCGGAGCUGGGGGCGAGCGCCGCACCUGCCGUCACAUCCCCCGUCGCCUCGCGCUAUAUUCCAGAAGAGUACGGGCAUCCCGGUAUUGCGCUCGCACGGUCUGCGGAAGAACCGGCGGCGCCGAGCUCGGAGGACGGAGAGUCGUCUCACCACCACGGAGGAGGAGGUUACAAGAUAGUGCAGUGGGAAUGGAGCUACGUGCAGACACCUUACAUUAUAGCCAGCUGGCUUUUAGUGGCCAGUGUGGCGAAAAUACUGUUCCACUUCUCUCAGCGUUUCACCACAGCGGUCCCAGAGAGCUGUAUGCUGAUUCUGCUGGGACUGGUUCUGGGUGGAGUGGUUCUUAUCGCCAGCAAGACGCAGCCGUACCAACUGGACCCAGGACUUUUUUUCCUCUUUCUCCUGCCAACUAUAGUGGGGGAUGCUGGGUAUUUUAUGCCAGCACGGCUCUUUUUUGACAACCUGGGAGCCAUUUUGUUGUAUGCUGUGGUAGGCACAUUGUGGAAUGCUUUCUGCACUGGAUUCUGUCUCUAUGGAGUCAAGAUGGCAGGGGUCAUAGAUGAAAAAGUGAACGCAGGUUUGAUGGAUUUCUUGUUGUUUGGAGCUCUGAUCUCAGCUGUGGAUCCUGUAGCAGUGCUCGCUGUGUUUGAAGAAGUCCAUGUGAAUGAGACACUCUUCAUCAUUGUCUUUGGCGAGUCACUGGUCAAUGAUGCUGUCACUGUGGUCUUAUAUAAAGUGUACAUAUCCUUUGUGGAAGUGGGACCAGGAAAUGUUCACACUGCAGACUAUUUUAAAGGAAUUGCAUCGUUCCUCAUUGUCAGUAUUGGAGGGACUUUGGUCGGUCUCAUCUUUGCCGUUAUUCUGGCCUUUGUCACUCGUUUUACAAAGAAAGUGCGCAUCAUAGAGCCACUGUUCGUCUUCCUCUUGGUUUACCUGGCCUACCUGACGGCAGAACUCUUCUCUCUGUCAGCUAUUCUAUCGAUGACUUUCUGUGGCAUUGGCUGCAAAAAGUAUGUGGAGGCAAAUAUAUCCCACAAGUCCCGGACCACCGUGAAGUACACCAUGAAAACCCUGGCCAGUAUUGCCGAGACGAUCAUCUUUAUCUUUUUGGGUAUCUCAGCUGUGGACAAGUCCAAAUGGGCCUGGGACACUGGCCUUGUUGUCAGCACACUCAUAUUUAUCUUAGUCUUCAGGGCCAUGGGUGUUGUUGGGCAGACUUGGUUCCUGAACUGGUUCAGACUGGUUCCCCUGGACAAGAUUGAUCAAGUGGUGAUGUCAUAUGGCGGUCUCCGAGGUGCGGUGGCCUUUGCGCUGGUGGUACUUUUAGAUAAAGAACAGGUGAUGGCUAAAGACUACUUUGUGGCAACAACCAUAGUUGUGGUUUUCUUCACAGUAAUGUUUCAGGGUUUAACCAUCAAGCCUUUAGUGAAAUGGUUGAAAGUGCCUCGCAGCACAAACAGAAAACCCACCAUUAACGAAGAGAUCCACGAGCGUGCCUUUGACCACAUUCUGACAGCUGUGGAGGACAUUGCCGGUUUGAAUGGAUACCAUCACUGGAGGGACAAGUGGGAGCAAUUUGACAAGAACUAUUUGAGUAAGUUGCUGUUGAGAAAGUCUGUGUACCAUAAGAGUGAACUGUGGGAGGCCUAUCAGAAAAUCAACAUCAGAGAUGCCAUCAGUGUCAUUGAUCAGGGUGGGAAUGUGUUGACCUCUGCUAGACUCUCUCUGCCUUCCAUGGCCAGCAGAACCUCUUUUCCAGAGGUCACAAAUGUUACCAACUACCUGAGAGAAAAUGGCAGUGGGGUGUGUCUAGACCUCCAGGUGAUUGACACGGUGCCAGGAGCCAAGAUAGAGGAAGAGCUAGAGACACAUCAUGUACUUGCUGGAAACCUCUACAAACCCAGGAGACGGUACCAGUCCCACUACAGUCGCCACUUCAUGACAGUGGGUGAAAAAGAGAGACAGGACAGGGAGGUGUUCCAGAGGAAUAUGCGCAACCGUCUGGAGUCCUUUAAAUCCACUCGUUACAAGCGCCACAAGAAGGAUCGCAGUCAGAAAAAGCGGAAAGGGUCAGAUGCUAAAGAGCAAGACACCAAUGACAAACCACGUCGAAAUGUCAGCUGGCAGGACAAAGACCCAGUUGUGGUUCCAGUGGCACCUGAGGAGGAUAAACAUGACCCUUCUGAACCAGAUAAAGAUGAUGAUGUAGGCAUCACGUUUGUGGCUCGGAAAGCCCCAGAAACACCAAAGGAGAGACCAAAAUCAGUACCAGCUGCACUGGAUGUUUGUCAGAGCCCAGUCGCAGCCCCUCCAUCACCAACAUGUGGAGAGAAAAACCUGCCGUGGAAAAGUGGCAUGGGUUCCCUCCCUCCAUGUGUGUCUGUGGAGGCAACUAAAAUUAUCCCUAUAGACCUGCAGCAGGCUUGGUACCAGAGCAUCUCCUCUCUGGAGAGCCUGGCUUCUCCUCCAGCACCUCCGGAGCCUCAGCACCCACGUGUUAGCGCCCUCUCGAGGCUGGGAGGACCCCUGCGGACCCCAGCGAAGGGGAAAAGUAGUGGUAGUGGUGCAGGAUCAGGAAGUAAUACAGGUUCCCCAAGUUCAGGGCAGUUCAAGUUCCCUACAGGGAAGGAAGAAGAGGAGGAGGGUGCCCUCUCUCAGCAGCAGCAGGAAAUGCAGCCGCUAAUGUCAUCUUUGAGACCUCCGCCACCACCUCCUCCAGCACCUGCCACGCAAUCCGCAGGAAAGAGAAGGAAUCCUUGUGUUUAUCUUAGAAGUCUGGUGACAAUGCCACCUUCUGGUGCGGAGCCACAAAGUAGGAGGCCGACCCAGCUGUAAAAUCUCCCUCUUUCAUGUUUUAUCUUUUUAGGACCCUCAAUCACCUAACUGCAGACAUUUACCUCCUCAGGCCAGACUUUGUUUUUUAGAAAGUCAGUAAAUUCCUUUCUAAGAGACUAUUAAUUUGGUUUCCUUUUUUAACACGAAUAGGUUACGUGGGUUUAGAAAUGGUUGGUAGAGUUUGCUGAGGGUCCAAUCCUUUGUGUACAGGGCAGUUCCUUUCACAGUUGCUUUUUCUCUUAGUUUAAAGGGAUCUGCCCUGUAUUAUGUACCUCUGCAUAUGUGAUUGUACAACUACUGAACAUAUAUAAGGCUAAACCACAUUCCAAGGGCCUACUGGGUGUGUCUGUCAAACAGUGUUUUUUCACUCACAUGAAAGAAAAGAAAAUCACUUCAUGGUUACUCAUAACCUCACAGCUUUAAUCUUUAAUCAGCCAAUCCAUCUUUAUACAAAAAUGAGUAAUACUGAGGUCUUCCCUUUUCAGACUGGGAUGACAACGUAACAGAUUACAGAAAGCACAUGAGGUUAGGGUCACACCUCUUCAAUCAGAGCCAUUAUCUCUCAGUGGGUUUUAAAUAUGCAUAACAAAUCCACACCCACAGUAUUGGGUGACAAAAAACCCACGAUGGUUGUCAUCAGGAGCAUUUAUGCGGUGUACAGGAUAUAUAAGCUUCUAUGCAGCACAUUACCUGUCCUUUGUUGUUGUGUUUGGGCAAAAAAGUAAAGCGUGUUAAUUUAUUUUAUAUUUAUGUAUCAUCUUCAUGCCUUUAAUGCUUUUGCUUUUUGAAUAACAGGGUUAUGUGAAUCUGCAUUUUAAUCUACAAAUAACCAAAGUGUAUUAUGUUAAUUGUUUAGUGUAAUUUUCCUCCAUUAUUAAUUAUGAUACUAUAUUUAUAAUCAUGAAUAACUAAUUAAGGAUCAUCCAAAUUGUAUGUGCUUAAUCAGUAGUAGGGGCCUGAAAAUGAACUCUCACCAUGUAAAUUGUGUGCCUAAUUAUAUUGUAGGUCUGAUGUGAUGCAAAAUGUCUACAGAAAUAAUUGAUCGAGACAAUGCACAGACUAAUCUAUAUAAUCUAAUGCACUUAUUUUAAUGAGGUUUCUCAUGAUCGACUGUAUGCCGGCACAAUGACUUGAAGAUGGAUGUAAUUUCUCUCUUUUCUAAAUAUGUCGCCUCUCAGUCUGUUGCUCUAUACUACAUCUUCACCCUUAAAGUUUUUUACUGUACCAUACAAUGGAACAGAAUUUAGGUUUUGCACAUUAUGUCGAAUGCCAUUUAGCCCAAUUGUACUUGUGCUGUUGAAGCUGCUGUCUCAUUGUUUUGUAUUGCUGUGUAAUUCUUUGUAUGUACUGAUGAUUGUUGUGCCUUGAGAGGGACAGUGGAAGAUUUUGAGAAAGAGGCCUUGUCGAUCUUUAUUGUGACUGUAAACGGUUUGGAGUGGUUUCGUGCUACUGUAUGUUGUCUUUCUUGAACUUGUCGUGUUAGCAGACAUGUUGCCCCAGUCGUUUGACCCCCUUGAAAUUGAACUGGAAUUAAAUUAUCCAUCCAUUAAAUUUUAAUGAAAUUUUAAUCUCUUUUCUCCCAUAUGUGUUUAUUUUUGUAGGCAUCUGUAUUAGGUAUCUGUGUGCCAAAUAUUGACUUUGAAUAGCUUCCUGGAAUAAAGUUAACAUAAGAGAGGACAGUGCUUUUGAAUGCCA
This is a messenger RNA of Carassius carassius (crucian carp), 4788 nucleotides long. Its product is annotated as sodium/hydrogen exchanger 5-like. Gene Ontology annotation, molecular function: sodium:proton antiporter activity. Lineage: Eukaryota; Metazoa; Chordata; Actinopteri; Cypriniformes; Cyprinidae. The transcript has 16 exons. Gene Ontology annotation, biological process: sodium ion transport; proton transmembrane transport; regulation of pH. Gene Ontology annotation, cellular component: membrane. The coding region runs from base 175 to 3093 and encodes 972 amino acids. The record is from RefSeq and is a predicted model, not a curated record.